Messenger RNA from Rotaria sordida, 1422 nucleotides. Lineage: Eukaryota; Metazoa; Rotifera; Eurotatoria; Philodinida; Philodinidae. The record is from the annotation of a GenBank genome assembly.
AUGUUUAGAGCACUUGAAGAACAACUUGACAGGAAAGUUCGAGAAAAACAAAAGAUUAGUCGAACUGUUUAUAUUGUUGAAAAACGUCUUUGUCAUGCGACAGCUCUUGUUGAUGAACCUCAUAAACAAGCCGAUACUUAUAAAGAAGAAACUGAAGAAACAAGUACACGAGUGUGUUAUAUGAAACGACGAGAAGAAGAAGUAACGCAAAUGAAACAAUUUUUACGUGAAGGUUUACAAGAAAACGUUUCAAAUGAAGGAAAUCCAAUUUAUCAACGCAGCUGUGCUGAUGGAAAAAAUGAUUCAAUACAUUUGAGAUACCAAAUCGAUAUCGAUAUCAAUGUAACUGUGGACAAAUUAAAUGAUUUAUUACAUUCAUUAGUUAAUCAACUUCUUAUUAAAUUAAACAAUGUUAAUAGAUGGAAUAUUGGAAAUAAAGAUACUAAUUCUUAUUAUCAUACUUCAUCUCCAAAUAAUUCAUCAAACAAUUUACCACAUAUAUUAUCAAAACGUAUACAAGGACCUGGUGAAAUGAUGUAUAGCACAUAUAAUCUUCAACCACCACAAUACACAUAUAUGAAUGGACCAACGCCACAUCAUUUUCCUCAACAAGUUUUGAAUUCUGAUUCAUCACAAAGUAAUACUAUGGCACUACCACCACCAAUGCCUAAUUAUCCAUCUUCAUUCUUCGUUAAUGAUGACAAUUAUACGAUUAAUCAAUCACAACCACCACCACGUCUUCCAUCACAAGAAUAUAUGAAUCAUCUAAUAAUGAUUGGUCAAUCUCCACAAGAUGAUCCAUGCCAUCAAAGUCCAUCACAACAACCACUACAUAUUCCAUCAGUAUCAUCGUAUGGCACUCAAAAUUCACUAGCAUAUGAAAAAUAUUAUCCAGCAUCAAAUGUUCCACCUGUUGAACAUUCAUCAACUCAAAAUUUAUAUAAAAGAAAUGAAGGAUUUCAAGCAUCAUAUCCUCAAAUAUUUACUCGUCGUCCUUCAAUAUAUCAUGAUGAUGAUGAUCGGGCAAUAUCUCAACAAUUAUUUCAUUCAACAAAUUAUUCUUUACCAUUAUCUAAUCAACAACAACAACAACAAUACGGUCGAUUUUCAUCUUUAUUGCCUCCAAAUUUCAGACCGCUUCAUACACAUCAACAACUAUCAUCAUCACAUCAAACACCAUUCUAUCCUUCACUACCACCACCAUUAUUACCAAAUCAAUAUGAUGAACAACUAAUGCCUAUCGGUGCUAUGAAUACAAUAGAUAAUCUUCAACAAAUAGCCAGCUCAAUGACUGGUUUAAGUCAAAAUUGUUCAAAUAAUCGAAAUAAUCGUAAUGAUACUCAAUUAUUAUUUCAACAACAACAAUCAUCGAUACCUCCACCAUUGAACGAUAAUAAUUCAAAAUCAAUUGAUUUUGAAUAA